Triplophysa dalaica is the source of this 10768-nucleotide messenger RNA. It is a transcript of the gene aspm, whose product is annotated as assembly factor for spindle microtubules. Gene Ontology annotation, biological process: spindle organization; establishment of meiotic spindle localization; mitotic cell cycle. The transcript has 30 exons. The record is from RefSeq and is a predicted model, not a curated record. Gene Ontology annotation, cellular component: spindle pole. The coding region runs from base 47 to 10492 and encodes 3481 amino acids. Gene Ontology annotation, molecular function: protein binding. NCBI's taxonomy places the organism in Eukaryota, Metazoa, Chordata, Actinopteri, Cypriniformes, Nemacheilidae.
UCUCAGCAUCGUUGACGCAUCGCUUUGCUUAACGUGAUGCGUGAAAAUGUCGCUUAAAUCCGCGAAAGCAGAGUGUUUGGAUUUCAGUCCAACAUUUGAUUCGCACAGAAGUCGAGAUAAAGCCGGAAAGGAAAACAAUAAUUCAAUUCCUGUACUGAGUUUGGUUCAGUUUUCGAGGUCUCCGUUCGUGUCGUUUGGGACGAUCAAGUUAGGAUCGUCUAAAUCUCAGCUGUUACGAAUUGAAAAUCCUACCGAAGAUGUGCCGACGACAGUCAUAGUGGAUAAAAUAUCAGCAACUAAAGGCUUUUCGGUCGAUCGGACGUCUUUUACAAUACAGCCUGAAGAUAGCAUUAUCAUAAAUGUCACAUGGACACCAGUGGAAGAAGGUGGAGUUCGAGAGCUCCUCUCAUUUGUUGCAAAUGGUAUUGUCAAACAUCAGGCCAUACUGCUUGGAAAAGCAGAGACAACAAAAAAGAAAAAGAAAACAUUGUGGGAUUCCAUUAAAUCCAAGAGGGGGGUCCCAGCACCCUCAAAAGAAAAGAAAUUGCCUUCAGUGUCUAUAAAAGCAUCAAAUAAGACCUUUCACGUGUCUCGGCAGUCACAAUACAACAAGGAAAGAACAUCAAACCCUCUGUCGCCAUUAAACCAGGAUAGGUUUGUCAAUGGGUCUAGUGUUGUGAGAGGAAACGCGCAAUCCUCCCCUCCAUGCAUAUCAAAGCCAGCGUUUGUAACGGAGGUGUUUGAUGAUGUCCACUUGGAAAAGAACUCGCCAGUCGUGGUUUUAAUACCAGCAGACAGAUUCGUCGACACACCUGAUAAAAAGGAUGCACCCUGUUUACGUAAAGCAGAGUGCAGAGUAGUCAUGAGGGUUUUGGAUAAAACACUAUCUCCUGUUAGUUCCUCAGAAAGGUUUAGAAAUCCACUGUCGUCGUGCUUUCAAAGUCCACUUCCUGUGAUUGGAAAACUGGAUGACGGUCAAGAACAGGAUAUGCUAUCGUUGUCUGUAAAACAUGCUUUGGAUGUUAUAGGAUCCGAUCUAUCGCGUGCCGUGAGUCCUCCAAACGCUUGCUCGAGCUAUGAUUUUUCGGACUCGCUUGAGUCUGUAAAGCAAGAUCGCGAUGGGACGUUCAUAGCAACUGUGGACAUUUCCCCACCACCUGAAGAUCCCCACCCCAGGCUGACCUACUGUGUGAAACCCAACAAUACCAUUGGUGUUGAAUCAAAUCACGAUGAGGUCCGACUCAAGAUGUUUCCGUUUAGCACGGACACGGUGACCAAGUUGAAUAAAGUGAAUGACACCCUGAAUCCUGAGGUUUUAGGGUCCAAGGUUCCUGUUUUUUCUACCACAGUGACCAAAAGCAAAGCUGAGUCCUCGGUUGAGAGUCCGGGCAUCCGUAAGAAGAAGACUUCCAGGCGCAGGCUUCUCGAAAGGACCCGGGAGCUCUCCGAGCCUAGUGAUGCAGAAUCAAACACAAGUUCUCCCGAGAGCAUCUCGGCUCUACCCAUCAUUAGUUCUGAUUCAAGUCCAGAUGUGGUGAUAUCAGAGAAGACGACUGCAUGUUUGUCUCUUCCAUCUGAACAACCUUUGUCUUGCAUUUCCCCUAUACGUUCCGAGGUUUUGGCAUCCGUGAGUAGUAGUCGGUCAACUAGUCUGGAUAAAGUUCCUAAUGGCGAGCCAUCACGUAUUUCUCCAAAUCUGUUUCCUGUGCAGUCCAGGACAUCUGUGCAAAGUAAAAAGAGAAAAAGUGAUGAGUUUUUGAGAGAUCACCUGGAAGAUGUGUCGAACUUUAACGCAAAAAAGUGCCGUGCCCCAAUGCAUGUACAAGGGGCUAAGAAACCGAGCCAAGAGAAAACGUUUAUUCUGAAGUCCACAUCUGGACAACCGCAACAGAGAAAGCCGACAGCUACCCCAAACUCAAGAAACUUCACAAGACCUCAGCCAAAGAAAUCCAUUACGAAAUCAACCGUAAAUUAUGGCCAGUCGUUGAAGUCUAUUAGCACUUCAACUCGUAAGUCUGCAAAAAUUGUGGCUGUGGCACAAGCCAAACUGACCUUUAUGAACCCAACACAGACAGUCAUUCCAAGGCACCCGCUACCCUUUGCUGCAAAGAACAUGUUUUAUGAUGAACGAUGGAUAGAAAAGCAGGAGAGAGGCUUUAGCUGGUGGAUGAAUUAUGUUCUCACUCCUGACGAUUUCAAAGUUGCUACAGAAGUUACCAAAGUAAAUGCCUUGUCUUUAACGUUGGGUAAUGAGAAAUUCAACAUACCCAAAGCACCAACAAAGGAGGAGAUGUCUUUUAGGACCUACACAGCCCGUCAACGGCUGAAUCGCCUUCGGCGAGCGGCGUGCAGACUUUUCACAUCUGAUGCCAUGGUGAAGGCCAUCCAGAGACUGGAACUGGAAGUAGAAGCAAAGAGACUCCUUGUGCGAAAGGACAGACAUCUCUGGAAAGAUAUCGGUGAGCGUCAGAAAGUUCUUAACUGGCUAUUGUCGUACAAUCCACUGUGGCUGCGAAUUGGAUUUGAGACAAUCUUUGGAGAGCUCAUACCACUGGAAAGCAACAGUGAUGUUGUGGGUCUGGCCAUGUUUAUUCUUGGACGUCUGCUGUGGAACCCAGACAUAGCCGCUGAGUACAGACAUGCUAAAGUUCCCCAUUUGUACAGAGAUGGCCACGAGGAGGCGCUCUCUCGCUUCUCCCUGAAGAAAUUAAUUCUCCUGGUCUGCUUUCUGGAUAAAGCCAAAGAGUCCAGGCUAAUUGAUCAUGAUCCCUGUUUGUUCUGCAUGGAUGCUGAAUUUAAGUCGAGUAAAGAUCUGCUCCUUGCGUUUGCACGAGACUUUCUCAGCGGGGAAGGGAUUUUGUCCCGGCACCUCAGUUACUUGGGCUUAGCAGUGUCCCACGUUCAGACUCCUCUGGACGAGUUCAACUUUGCCGUGAAGAAUCUUGCCGUUGACCUGAGAUGUGGCAUUCGUUUGGUGCGUGUUAUGGAGCUUUUUACUGUUGACUGGACUUUGUCUAGAAAGCUCCGGAUACCCGCCAUCAGCCGACUGCAGAAAGUGCACAAUGUCGACAUUGCACUACAGGUGCUGAAAGACAAAGGUGUUGACCUUCGAGACGAACACGGUGCGACCAUUGACUCAAGAGAUAUUGUGGAUGGACACCGAGAAAAGACCCUUAACCUCCUGUGGAAAAUCAUAUUUGUCUUUCAGGUUGAAGUGAUGCUGGAUGAGGACCAGCUUAAAGAAGAAAUCAGUUUCCUCAGGAAAACCUGGAGAACCAAACAGAAAUUGGCCUCAUUGACCGCUAACAAAGGAGCCGUCGUGAAAAAAAGGAAGACAAGAAAAGCGUUUGAACAUCCCAGUCAGAAAGUAACACUGCUGCUCGACUGGGUCAACGCAGUGUGUGAGUUCUACAGUUUAAAGGCUGAAAACUUCACCGUGUCUUUCUCGGACGGCCGUGUCCUUUGCUAUCUUAUCCAUCAUUACCACCCCGGCCAUCUCCCGGCAGAGAACAUUCGACACAAAACGACACAGACCAUAGAAUGCGGUCACCGUGGAAAAGUGGAGCUCAAUAUCUCCACGAGCGAUUCAGACUGCUCCUUUGAUGGCUACCUUUCAAUGCAAGAUUCUCCAUCGCUGGACUUCAAAGAGCUUCUAGAGAACGAGAGAAGUAACUUUCAGUUGGUGAACACAGCCGUGUCUUAUCUUGGAGGAGUUCCUGCCAUGAUAAAUCCAGAGGACAUGUCCAACACAAUUCCAAAUGAAAAGGUGGUCACAUGUUACCUCUCCUUUCUUUGUGCUCGUCUCUUGGAUCUCCGCAACGAAACGAGAGCGGCACGGGUCAUCCAAGAUGCAUGGAGAAGAUACAAGCUACAGAAGGACAUUGAGCUUAAUAGGCAAAAGAACCUGGCUGCGGCUAAAAUCCAGGCCCUCGUUCGGAGGUUUAUUCUGAAGAGGCGGCUGAUCCGACAGAAUAAGGCAGCAAUCUUGAUCCAGACGUCCUGGAGGGGACACGCUGCACGUGAAACAUUGAGAAUGUUGAAACAAGAACAACUGUUAGCUCUUCAAAAUGCAGCUGCAGCUGUUAUUCAGAAAACUUACAAAGCUUGGAGGGAUCGAGCUCUCCUCAGGAAAAAUCAUGCUGCCUCUCUAAUCCAAGCAGCUUUCCGGAAAUGGCAUGUGAAAAAAUUUACAGAAAGAAACAAUGCCGCCAUACGGAUUCAGUCGUGGUACAGAAUGCAGCGUUGUAAAAAACAAUACAUGGAGAUGAAAAUGAAAGCAAUCUGUAUUCAAGCAAUGUUGAGAGGUCACCAUCAAAGACUCAAGUUUAAGACAUUGAGGAAGAGAAAUCAUGCUUCAGUGAUCAUUCAAAGCGCAUUCCGAGCUUAUCUUGUCAGACGACAGAUAUUUAAGAUGGAACAAAAUGCAGUUUUGAUUCAGAGGUGGUUCAGAGCUUGCGUCCUACGGAAAGCAGUGCGCAAGAGGUACUUGAAGAUUAAAUCAGCCGUUAUUACCCUGCAAGCAGCUUUCUGUGGAUGGAAGGUCCGUCGAGAACUGGCUCAACGCCGCCAAGCUGCACUUCAGAUUCAAACUGCUUUCAGAAGGUUUUCGGCUCGGAAGAGCUUUAGGUGUUUGAAAAGAUCAGUCAUUAUUCUUCAGCAGCGAUACAGAGCUAACGUUCUUGGAAACAAGUUAAGAUUUGAAUACGAUGCUCUUAAAGUUGCUUCACUGACCAUUCAGGCAGCCUGGAGAGGAAGAACUGUGAGAAGGAAGAUACGUCAUCUACACAGGUGUGCUGAAAUCAUUCAGUCACACUAUCGUCGAUAUGUGGUGCAGACACAGUUUAUGAAAUUGAAACGGGCUGCUGUUGUCAUUCAAAGACAAUGUAGAGCUUUCAGAGAAGGAAAGAAAGCAUACGGUGAAUACAUCGAAAUGAAAAAAGCGGCCAUCGUGUUUCAGAGUGCUUAUCGUGGCAGAAAAGCAAGAAAAGAGAUCCAGCUGCAAACCCAAGCAGCCAUUUUGAUUCAGUCAAGUGUGAGGGGUUACAUUUGCCGUCGUGCUUUUUUAUCUCAAAAAUGUUCUGCCGUUGUCAUUCAGCAACGCUAUCGGGCUUUUGCACUCGGAAAGGCUCAAAGACUCUGUUACUUGCAGCUGAGGCAGUCAACUACAACGCUACAGGCUAUAUAUCGCGGCUCCAAAAUCAGACGACAACUAAGACGAGAGCAGCAAGCUGCAACUAUUAUCCAAGCUCAGUUCCGAAUGCAUAAAGUACGGAUUUCUUUUCUUGCUGCAAAGUAUGCAGCUAUCAUUAUACAGCAGCGAUUCAGAGCCUACAAAACUGGCAAAUCUGUGCAAGACUCUUACUCGCAGAUGAAAAAUGCUACUGUAGUCAUUCAGUCAGCGUUCAGAGGAAUGAAAGUUCGCAGUCGCUUGCGAAAAUCGCACCAAGCUGCGACAGUUAUUCAGGCGCAUUUCCGUGGCCAUUUGCAGAGCAAAAAGUUUCAGAAACAACAGUGGGCCGCAUCCGUACUACGGGAGCGAUACAGAGCUAAAGUUCUUGGAAACAAGUUGAGACUUGAAUACGAUGCUCUUAAAGUUGCUUCAGUGACAAUGCAGGCAGCCUGGAGAGGAAGAACUGUGAGAAAGAAGAUACGUCAUCUUCACAGGUGUGCGGAAAUCAUUCAGUCACACUAUCGUCGAUAUGUGGUGCAGACACAGUUUAUGAAAUUGAAACGGGCUGCUGUUGUCAUUCAAAGACAAUGUAGAGCUUUCAGAGAAGAAAAGAAAGCAUACGGUGAAUACAUCGAAAUGAAAAGAGCGGCCAUUGUGCUCCAGAGUGCUUAUCGUGGCAGAAAAGCUAGAAAAGAGAUUCAGCGGCAAACCCAAGCAGCCAUUUUGAUACAGUCAAGUGUGAGGGGUUACAUUUGCCGAUGGGCAUUUUUAUCUCAAAAGUUCUCUGCUGUUGUCAUUCAGCAACGCUAUCGGGCUUUUGCACUCGGACAGUCUCAAAGAGUCUGUUACCUGCAGCUGAGGCAGUCAACUAUAAUGCUACAGGCUAUAUAUCGUGGCUCCAAAAUCAGACGACAACUAAGACGGGAACAGCAAGCUGCAACUAUUAUCCAAACUCAGUUCCGAAUGCAUAAAGUACGGAUUUCUUUUCUUGCUGCAAAGUAUGCAGCUAUCAUUAUACAGCAGCGAUACAGAGCCUACAAAACUGGCAAAUCUGUGCAAGACUCUUAUUCGCAGAUUAAAAAUGCUACUGUAGUCAUUCAGUCAGCGUUCAGAGGAAUGAAAGUACGCAAGCGCUUGCGAAAUUUGCACCAAGCUGCGACAGUUUUUCAAGCCCAUUUCCGUGGCCAGUUGCAACGCAAAAAGUUCCAGAAACAACAGUGGGCCGCGUCCGUACUGCGGGAGCGAUUCAGGGCAACCUUAGCAAGAAAUGAUGCAGUGAAGAGAUACGCAGCCAUGAAAAGAGCUGCUCUGUGUAUCCAGUCAGCGUUCCGUGGAAUGAAGAUCAGAAAGCAGAUUGCAGAAUGCCACAAAUCUGCCAUAAUAGUCCAAAAGACAUACAAAGCAUACAAGCAACGACGUAAUUAUGUUUCCCUCAGAAAUGCAACCCUGCGUGUUCAGCAACAGUACAGAGCGAUUUUAAGUGCAAAGCAACAACGUAAUAGUUAUUGCGCAUUGCGAACAGCUGCCAUCACUUUGCAGUCUGCGUUCAGGGGAAUGAGAAUAAGAAAAGAGAUACGCAAAAGACACAAAUCGGCAACCGUGAUUCAGGCGUGGUUAAGAACGUACAGAACCAGAGUGACCUUCCAAGCCAUGAGACUGGCUGCGUUGGCCAUACAGAGACAAUACAGGUGUCAUUUACUGAGAAAAGAGGCACGUGUUAACUUCUUGAGGCUGCGGCGUAGUGCAACAACAAUUCAGGCGAUUUACAGAGGGAAUCGAACACGUCGCAAUAUUGCUACAAUGCAUCACUCCGCCACAAUCAUUCAAAGAAGGUUCCUUGCUUACAAAACAAGAAAGUGCUUUUUGUCCAUCCGAGCUGCUGUAGUAGUCUGUCAGCGAUACUAUCGGUCUGCUUUGGCUGCAAGGAGUGAUCGGAGAAAUUACCUAGCUAAAUAUCAGGCUGUUGUUAAAAUCCAAGCAGGUUUCAGAGGAAUGCAGGUCCGCAGACAAAUCAACAGAGAGCAUGUGGCCGCUGUGCUCAUUCAGUCCCACGUGAGGAAGCGUAUUGUCAAUUUGCGCUUCCAGAGACUUCAAAGGGCAGUUGAAACUGUUCAGCAACGUUUCAGAGCUAUUCAAAUGGUGAGGCGUGAGAUGGAAGUGCUGAAGGAAAAGAAGAACGCAGCUUUGAUUCUGCAAUCUGCAUAUCGUGGCAUGAAGUCCAGACAAACUUUUAAGCGAAUGCAUGAGGCUGCUACCGUCAUUCAAUCUGCUUUUAGGGCAUGCAGCGCUCGCAAGCGGUACUUGGCCAUGAAAUACGCCGGCAUUGCCAUUCAACAAAGGUACCGUGCCAGACACGCUGCCAAGAUGCAGAGAAAGCGUUAUCUUAAAAUUCGUCAAGGUGCCAUUGCUCUUCAAGCAUGCUUUAGAGGCCGCAGAGUUAGGAGGAUGCUUCUGUUUCAGCAUCAGGCUGCUGUUUUGAUUCAGUCGUACUUUAGAAGACACAAAGAGAUGGUUAAGUUCCAAGCCAUGAGGUUGUCUGCAAACAUUAUCCAAAGCCAUUACAGGUCACACAUUCUAACCAAAGCGGAUCGUGAGAAGUUUCUACGUUUAAGAAAGUCUGCAGUAGUCAUUCAGGCAGCUUUUAGAGGACACUCUGUCAGAAGACAGUUAGCAGAAAUGCAAAGGGCGUCUAUCAUUUUACAGGCUGCCUUUCGAAUGCACCAGCAAAGAUCUGCAUUUUGGAGACAGAUUUGGGCAGCAAGAGUACUCCAGCGGAGAUUCAGAGCUUUGAAGCUCAGAGAUGAGCAAUUGCAGAGAUACCAGGAGGUUAGGAAUGCCACCAUAUGCCUGCAGAAGUCCUUUAGAGCCAUGAAGGAAAGAAAACUGGUGAGGCGGACAAACGCUGCAAGAACCAUCCAAUCCUACCUGAGGAUGUCUCGCCAACGAAAACGAUUUUUAAAAGAGAAAGCUGCAGCGAUCGUGAUUCAGUCUGCGUACAAAGGCUAUCGCAGUAGAGUUCGACACACUAAGAUUCAAGAAAGCACGGCGUUCAUUCAAAAGUGGUAUAGAUCUCGUAAACAGGUCAACAAGGAGAGGAAUGGUUUCUUGGUUGUUAGACAAGCUACACUAACGUUGCAAUCUGCCCUGCGUGGAAUGCUUGCGAGGAGGCUCGCAAGAAGAAUAAAGGCUGCUAUCAAGAUCCAGUCUGUGUUACGUAUGCAUGUAUACCGUAGGCGCUAUGUGAGUCUCUGCUCAAGUGUGGUAAAGAUGCAAGCUCAUUACAGAAUGCUGGUGGCCCAACGAAGAUACCUUAGUUUGCAGGCUUCAGCGGUUACUCUCCAAAAGCAUUACAGGGCUCAGAGGGCAAAAACGGAACAGAGAUGUAGUUACCUCAAGACCAUUCAUCGCAUUAAAAUCGUUCAGGCCACAAUACGUGGCCACGUCGAGUACAGAAGAUUUCACAGAAAGAGAACAAGCGCCAUUACAAUUCAGGCACAUUACAGAGGAAUGUUAGAUAGACGCAUGUUCCAGCGACUCAAGCAAUCCAUUUGUGUUAUACAGAAACAUUACAGAGCCUUCAGACUCUGCCAGAAAGAGCGUGCACACUUCAAUCAGCUACGACAGUCUGCUGUUGUCAUACAAAGAGCAUUUCGGGCUUAUCAAACAAGACAACAUGCUGUCAAAGAACAAGCUGCCUGUAAAAUUCAGGCCUGGUACCGUGGAGGCCUUGCUAGGCGAAACUACAUCCUAAAACGGGCUGCUAUUACAACAAUCCAACGGUGUAUUCAAGCAAGACACCAACGUUCAAGAUUCCAGGUGAUCCAGCGCAGCGUCCGAAUCAUUCAGCAAAGAUGGAGGGAAACUCUGGAAGCCAGGAAACAACGAUCUGACUUCCUGAGGUUUAGAAAGUCUGUUAUAUUUAUCCAGGCUUUAUGGAGGGGAGUGCGUGUGAGAAAGUCCAUUCAAAUGCAAAUAAAGGCUGCUGUAAAGGUACAAUCAGCUUUCAGAGGCUUUACCAAAAGACGAGAUUAUAAACGGCAGAGAGCCGCCGCCGCAAUUCUGCAGCAACGUUUCCGUGCCUUGCAGUUAGCCAGAUCUGAACGGGAAAACCUCAGGAUGCGACAUGAUGCUGCUGUCCGUCUUCAGGCUGCGUGCCGUGGUUGGCUCGGAAGACGACAGAUAAAAGAAAAAGCACGCGCUUUGAGGCUUCUCCGCUUCACAGCUUCAGUGUUUCAUCAUCUCUGUGCAAUAAGGAUUCAGAGAGCUGUCCAUGGACACUGGGCUCUUGUAUCAGCCAAGAGGCAGAUGUCCGUGGUCCUUUACAUCCAGCAAUGUUUUAGGGCAAAGCUGCAAAGAAAGAAGUAUCUCAAAGAUAGACAAGACAUUAUUAAGACACAGAGAGCAGUGAGAACUUGGUUAAAUCGUCGAAACCAAGCAGCCACCACAAUUCAACUCGCAGUCAAACAGUUCCUUCUGAGCCGUCGCAAGGAAAGGAUGCAGCGUGGAAUAAUAAAAGCACAGGCACUCUGGAGGGGUCAUUGUUCAAGAAAGCUUAACGACACACACAAAGUCAUCUCCGUCAGGCGACGUUUCAGAGAAGUAAAUCGAAACCUAAAGGAAGAGGACAAACUGUGUAACAAGACCACGGCAGCGCUGAGCUAUCUGCUCGGAUAUCAAAACUAUGCGUACAUUCUCGCCGCCUUGAAACAUUUGGAAACGGCCACCAGGCUUUCUCCAAGGUGCUGCGAACGGCUCGUAGAAAGCGGUGUGACGCAUACCAUCUUUAUUUUGAUGAGGAGCUGUAACAGAAGCGUGCCUUCGAUGGAGAUCAUCACUUUAUCCAUACAAGUCCUUCUCAACUUAUCCAAAUACCACCGAACUAUUGAUGCAGUUUACGGUGUGGAGAACUCUGUAGAAACGCUGCUGGAUCUCCUGCAGAUCUACCGUGAGAAGGCUGGAGACAAGGUGGGAGAUAAAGGCGGAAGCAUCUUUACCAAGGCCUGUUUUCUUCUGGUUCUCUUAGUCCAGGAUGAAAGGAGAGCAAUGGAAGUACGGAAGCUUCCCAAGGCUUCAGAUCGCAUUCGCAGCAUCUGUCGUCUCACGCUUCGAAAAUGCAAGAUGGAUUCUGAGAGAACCAAGGUCAAACAGAAGAUGAACGCCUCGCUUAACGGAAGUUUCCUUCUCCAAGCUACUCCUCGGAAAUCAAAACCUGUGCCCAGGUUUGUGCCAGACUGGGUCUUGCGGCGUGACAAAAUGAAGGACAUUGUGGACCCUCUGCGUGCUAUUCAAAUGCUGGCAAAUGCUCUGGCUCUAGUGCCUUGAAAAUAUUUGCAAAGCUGUGUGUUGACAGUGUAAACUGAGCGUUUCACCACAUUGACCUUGUAAAUAUUUUGUAAUGUAUAUAUUUUUAAUACCUUGUUGUACCUCUCAAAUGCUUCUUGUGGAUUUGUUUUAUUAAUGCAUAUGUACAGUAUGUAUAGUCUCUGUUGAGACUUCAUAUUAUGUUGCUUUGAAUGCUGUAAAUAGGUGGUUUAGGUUGGGAUUGGUUUAAUUUUUGUAUGCGCUGUAAUUGAACAUUAAAAUAGUGCCACAACUUUU